GCAUCUGCACUCUGCACUCUGCACUCUGCAUUCGCAUCUUCGUUCCGUCCACAAAUAAUCAUCAUCACAAUAACAUCCAUCCAUCCACGUGCCGCUGUCCACACAUAUCUCUAGAUAGAUUCACAUUCGAUACAGGUACUGACUCACGUGCUUGCUUAUUCGAAACGCGACCCAAGGUAAGAGGAUUGAUCCUUCCUCUCCAGCUGUCGUUUGUUGCUCCAAUUCCAAUUCCAAUUCCAAUUCCAAUUCCAAUAUCCCCCCUCUCUCUUCUGCUCUCGUAUAUUGUUUACAUUGUGCCGUUUCUUCCUUCCCUCUUUUCCCCUGUCUCUCUUUCCCGCUCUCCCUCUCUCCCGCUCUCCCCCUCUCCCCCUCUCCCCCUCUCCCCCUUCUUCGGUUUCAUCGACAAUUCUCGUGAAACGCAUCUGCUCCAUACUUCCAUCACCACUUGGCUGCGGGCGUGGUCAACAACAAGCUAGAACCUGCAUCAUCCUCUUCGCCAUCGUCAUCAACCAGGGACGAUCAUCUCGGUAGCGACACCCAUUCUCGCCUGUACCCAGACGUUGGAUCAAACCUCCUCCACUGAAAAGGAGGCGCAGCACCCAGCAAAAAGCACUGGGAAACUUUUCUUCCCUCUUCCCGCUGCCCGCACCGUCAAAGCUGCGAAAAGUGUGCCCGAGUUUCGAUACCCACGCGCACAACCAACGUUCAUGAUCCCAACCCCAAUCUCUUAUUGUUCUUCCCAUUUAACCAAUUACCCUUUUCGUACAAUCUGCUCCCUAAAAAAUUCUAAAGUUUUCUUUCACAUAGGCACUGACAUUCUCCUCGUGGUCUGUGAAAAAGAGAAUUUUGCCAAGAUGGUUUUCGGGUCUUUGAUCCAAGCCCUUUGUUCCAAGCCCUUUGUUCCAUUUUCUCGCUCGCGCUCUAUACUUGAAUGGUGCUACACAGCCCAGCAUAACCUCGGUGUCGUCUCCAUCACAGGACCAUUGCUCAGAUCAAAAGACUUAUUAAACGCUUGAAGCCAAGUAUUACUCCUUUGCCUCUUGUCGAUACCUGAAUCCUUCUUUUCUUAAUUUUGGCGUAACCCUGAAACCCACCUGUCAAUCUGCCAGCGAAUUGCCAAGAGACUUCUUAGAAGCUUAAGUUGGCUGCGGCGCGUUGCAAUUUCAAUAUCAGAUAUACAUAUGGAGUGGCUGGGCUAACGUUAUAUCUUCUUUGACAUGUAGCACAACCUAAAUACCGAAGGGAGCUCGCCCGUGUAAGAUCUCUUCCAUCACCAAACAAUCGAAUCAACCCAGGAAAUAUGUCAAACGGAGUAGACGAAAACUCACAUCUGUUGGGUGUCAACGGACAUGCCGGCGACAGACGUAAAAGUAGUGUCCAUGACUUCUUUCUCAGCAAGAGACAUACACCAGGAACCGACAGCGACAAUGCCAUUGUGAGCUACUCGGCGUCGGCAUGGCAUGUAGGCAAAGUUACUUUGUAUAGUAGCUAUGUUAACGUUCUGUUGAUCUUUGUACCGUUGGGUAUCGUCGCAGGCCUCACACACUGGGAUCCGGUCGUCAUCUUCACCCUCAACUUCUUCGCCAUCAUCCCAUUGGCUUCCAUCCUCUCGUUUGCGACCGAAGAAAUAUCCAUGAAGUUGGGAGAAACUUUGGGAGGUCUGCUGAACGCAACAUUCGGUAACGCUGUGGAACUCAUUGUCAGUAUCAUAGCAUUGAAAGAAGGACAAAUUCGGAUCGUUCAAUCGAGUAUGUUGGGUAGUAUCUUGUCGAACUCCCUUCUUGUGCUGGGAUGCUGCUUUAUAGCUGGUGGAAUUCACAACACUCGCACUGGUACAUCUAUGGGCAUCGAGCAGAAGUUCAACGACACUGUCGCAGGAACAAUGUCAUCUCUCAUGGUUCUUGCCGCAUCCGCAUUGAUCAUACCUGCAACUCUCUAUUCAGUUCUCAGUAAAUCAUCAGCAGACACUGAAACCAACAUUUUGAUCCUCUCUCACGGGACAGCCAUCAUUCUGUUAAUCCUCUACUGUCUUUAUUUGUUCUUCCAGCUUCGAACACACGCCAAUCUAUUUGAUGCCGAAAGUCAAGCAGCAGGAGAGGAGGAAGAAGCGCCACAAAUGGGCCCAUGGGCUGCUGCUGCUGUUCUCGUUAUUGUCACAAUCGCAGUAUCUGUGUGUGCUGAUUACUUGGUUGAUUCAAUUGACUCGAUUGUUGAGAAAGCUCAUAUCUCCAAAACAUUCGUUGGUCUUAUUCUUCUUCCAAUUGUCGGCAAUGCUGCAGAGCAUGUAACAGCUAUUGUGGUUGCCGUCAAGGACAAGAUGGAUCUAGCAAUGGGUGUGGCUAUUGGAUCGAGCAUGCAAAUUGCACUUUUCGUCACUCCAUUCCUUGUCAUCUUGGGUUGGAUCAUGGAUAAACCCAUGACUUUACAUUUUGAGACCUUUGAAACUGUAGUUUUCUUCUUGAGUGUAUUGGUUGUUACUUAUGUUGUUCAAGAUGGCAAGAGUAAUUAUUUGGAAGGUUGUAUGCUUCUUGGUCUCUACAUCAUUAUUGCUCUCGCAUUCUUGGUAUACCCAGAUGAGUCUGCUGGAGCAGGUGAAAUUGGAGGAACUGUUGUCAGAUCAGUAAAGGCUUUGGCAGGAUAUUAAUCCGAAAUUUUAUGGUGUGCUGGUUGAUAUUGAUUGUAUCAAUUUAUGGUAAUGGCGUUUUAGCGCUGGAUAUGAAAGGUAGAUAUUGAGGAUCCAUAGGGUGGGGAGAUGAAGAAGGUGGCACUUUUUAACAUUGCUGUGUUUUACCAAAAAAAAUUAAUGGGAUUUUGGGGAGGAUUUUAUGAUAGGGUUGCUAGGAUGGGCAAUGGAAGACCUGUAAGAAUAGCUUGGAGCUGCGAAGCCAUUACCUCUGUGUAUAAUAGAUACGUUGCGAGUAAUACCAUACGUUGAACUCGAUGAAGCUUUGGA
Molecule: messenger RNA, 2953 nt
Organism: Botrytis cinerea B05.10
Lineage: Eukaryota; Fungi; Ascomycota; Leotiomycetes; Helotiales; Sclerotiniaceae
Gene: CND12
Product: CND12
Exons: 5
Coding region: 1301-2644 (447 amino acids)
Biological process (GO): intracellular calcium ion homeostasis; calcium ion transmembrane transport
Cellular component (GO): fungal-type vacuole membrane
Molecular function (GO): calcium:proton antiporter activity
Source: RefSeq, a predicted model, not a curated record